This is a messenger RNA of Chelonia mydas (Green sea turtle), 5115 nucleotides long. RefSeq names its product zinc finger protein 385C (gene ZNF385C). The transcript has 9 exons. Gene Ontology annotation, molecular function: nucleic acid binding; zinc ion binding. The record is from RefSeq and is a predicted model, not a curated record. Lineage: Eukaryota; Metazoa; Chordata; Testudines; Cheloniidae. Gene Ontology annotation, cellular component: nucleus. The coding region runs from base 35 to 1603 and encodes 522 amino acids.
GCGAGCGGCGGCGGCGGGCGCGCGCGCGGGGAGAAUGUUGCCCGGAGCGGGGGCGGCUGCGCGGCGGGGCGGCCGGCCAGAUAUGAAACGACCGCUGAGCCUGCCCCACCCUGCUGAGAACAGGACCCACCUGGCCGAGACGGCGGGGAGCCAGUCGGAGCAGCGCACGAAGCGGGAGAAGAAGCACCAGUCGUUCACGCUGUGCGAGGUCUGUAACAUCCAGCUCAAUUCGCCUGCCCAGGCGCAGAUCCACUACAAUGGAAAAUCCCACCAGAAACGCCUCAAGCAGCUCAACAAAGGGAAGGUGCCGACGGGCCAAGGACCAUCUGGGCACAGCAGCCCCCUCCUAGCAUCGCUAUCUAUUCCUGGGCGACCCCUACACCCGCCACUGGACAUCAAGCACUUCCUGACCUUUAGACUCAAUGGGACGUCCCCACUCAACCUGUUCCCCAACUUCAACACGAUGGAUCCCGUGCAGAAGGCCGUGAUCAAUCACACCUUUGGCGUCCCCUCCCCGCUCAAGAAGAAGCAGUUCAUCUCUUGCAACAUCUGCCACCUCCGAUUCAACUCCGCGAACCAGGCGGAGGCGCAUUACAAGGGCCACAAACACGCCCGGAGACUCAAAGCCAUAGAAGCUGUGAAGAACAAACAGAAAACAGCAGUGGCCACCAGCCGGGACAUCCCAGCAGACUUCCCUGCCACCCUGGACGUCAGUGGGGAUCCCCACAGCACAGUUCAAGCCAACGGCCUCCUGGGGCUGAAGGAGCCGGACACCGAGUGUAGCAGCCUCAUGCUGACCCCCACCUCGGAGGCGUCCUCGGCCGAGCUGUCCGGCAGCGUCCCAGCCCUGGUCUCCCCGCCUGUUUCGGAGCUGUCAGAGGGCCCUUCGGAUGCCACCAGUGUGGCCUCUUUGCCAGCGCCGGGAGCUGAGACGCCAGCCGCUGAAUCGGGCGGCGGCAGCAUCGGCUCAGCCCCUGACCGAGGAAAGGAAGGGAAGAAAAGCAAGCAGCACCUCUACUGCCCCACCUGCAAAGUGACGGUGAACUCGGCAUCCCAGCUGGAGGCUCAUAACACGGGGGCCAAGCACAAGUCUAUGCUGGAGGGUCAGACCACGCAGAUGCGGCGGGGCCGGGGCAAGGUCAUCCCCAGGGCGGGGCACAAGUCCAAAAGAAUUGGCAACAAGGGCAGCAUCCACAUCCAGAACAAGGCAUUCCAUUGCCAAGUGUGCGAGAUCUACGUCAACUCGGAGACCCAGCUCAAACAGCAUGUGAGCAGCCGGAGACACAGAGACAGGCUUGCUGGGAAGCCACCCAAGCCAAAAUACAGCCCGUACAACAAGCUCCAGAAGAACGCUGUCCUCGCAGUGAGUAUUCUGAAGUCCAAGCUGGCUUUGCAGAAGCACCUCACCAAAACCUUGGCCACCCGCUUCCUCCCGAGCCCCCUCACCACGGCAGCCAUGUGCGCCAUGCCCGGCCCACUCACCCUCAGACCAGCCACCGCCACCGCCCUCUUCCAGGCCCCGCUCCUUGGACCAGCGCUCUUCCGAACCCCGCCAGGCCACGUCCGCGCCACGCCCGGCCCCAUCGUCUUCGCGCCCUACUAGAGCCUCGCGCCCUCCAAGGCUCCGUCUCUCCCGGACGCGGCGAAGAGCCCCGGGAGCUAUGCAGCAAGGGGCAGCACUACUGGACAGGGCUCUGUUCCGAUUGAAGGCAAAUGAUUCUUUGUAACCGUUGAUCGGCGGGCGGGGGGGUUUCUUUCACUCCCAGCGGGUCCCCACUGGGCUAGGAGAUUCCCCGUCUGACUGCUCUGCCAGGCCUGGCUGUGCCCCCGUUACCCACGCCCGGUGCCCCAGUCGGUUCUGCCACCCACUCACUCAGUAGCUCUCCGAAAACACAGCUCCAUGUCUGGUUUGAUUGGAUUCAGUUAAAGGGACAGAGCCAGGAUCCCCUAGGCCCAUUGAUGCCCGUGGCCAGCGGGUGCCCCUGUUUGGCUAGUGAGUUUUUCAUUCAUUCCCUUCCCAGUGAUUCAUUUAAACCAAACCAGGGAAGGGGCCUGGCUGACCCUCUGGAAAGGGAGGGCCUUUCUCUGAGGCUUGCUGGUUCAGAGCCAGCCCAGGUUCCUGGCGACCCCCAGAUCAUAGGCCCUGCUGGAAGGAGUCUGUGGUGGAUCUCAGGCCAGUUUCCAGUGGGAGAAACCUCCCCAGCACAAAUUCCACCCCCCAGCACAAAUUCCAUACCUGUAGCAGGGAGGACGCAGCCUAAGCCCUGCAUGGGACAUGAGGCACAUGGAUCUGAGGAUGCAGGGAGUGUUACUCUCCAGCUCCUCUGGUCUGGUCCAUUUCAGCAGCAGGAAAUCCAGAGGAAAAAUGAACAAAAACAGACACCGGCAAACAGGGACAGCGUUUUCCCAUAGAACAAACAGUUGAACCCCGGGGCUCCUUGGCAGCAGAGACCUGUUUGCUGCUCACUUCAGAAAACACAUUAUCGUCCAACACGGGAAGUGCAGCGGAGGGCCACUCAAACUGGAUAGGAGCGUUUGUCUAGAGCAGUGGUUUUUAACCUUUUUUUAAUUUGCGGACCCCUUUGGAAAUGAGAUAUAGUCUGAGGAUCCCCAGGGGUCCGUGGACCACAGGUUGAAAACCACGGGUCAAGUGGUUAGACAACAGGACUCCUGGAUUCUCCUCCCAGACCUGAGACAGGGUGUAAGAACAGGACGUGGGGAAUCAGGACACCUGGGUUCCAUUCCCAGUUCAGCUAAGGCCUGGAGUCAACUGGGUAGAGAACGGCCCUUCUCCUUGGCAUCUAUUCCCAACUCUGCCAUUCACUCCCUUGCGCCACGGUGCUUCACCUCUUAGUGCCUCAGUUUCCCCCCAUUAAGCAGGGGAUAGCUCUGUCCCUACCUCGCAGGGAGGCUGAGUGAAGGUUCAUAAAGCACAUUGUCCUUCCAUAGCGCCUUUCCUUGGAGAGCUGCAAAGCAUUCCUACUGUUAACAGGCCAGCAGACACAAUCCAGUCACCCAGCCCCCUUGAAACUAGGAGCUUCCAAGGAAACUGGGAGGAUUCCCUGUUCGUUCAGCCCGACAGCCCAGAAUCAAAGAGCAGGUUCGUUUAACAAGCCCGUGGCGUUGUCCCUCUCAUGCUCUGAGCGCAGCUUGCAGACCGUGGGGCUCCAGGGCCCGUGCUAGGCGUUAUGGGAGCAAUGGGUUUGUUUUUCACUGUGUUAAAAGACGGCGCGAGGACCUGGUCUGAACAGUCACCGAGCCGCUCUGGGCUCCGUAGCGCGCUGUAAAUAGAAAUAUGCAGGAAGGUUGCGACCCGCACGGACCUUGUGCCGGAGUGACAACCCGUCCCGAUCUAUGCAAAUCCGAACGGAGCAGCCCGUCGUCGUGGUAGCCGGGCUGCGUCCUGCGGCGGUGCCCGCUCUGUCUGUACAGCGAGGAAUGUUGGUCGGAGCAGAAACUGAACCAUGCACCUCUGUGAGCGAGCCCCCUGCUCCCCACUGCACAGGCUCUGGGCCCCCAGCGGAGCUGCCCUCCGAUUUGGGCAGCUCGCCGUCCCCACGCACAAGCACACCUGUCCGAUGGCUGAACUUGAACACGCCAGCUGUGUGUCAGGAGGCGUUCGGGCAGCACAGGGAGGAUCCUGCCGCCCCCCCCACUGGAGGCUGAACACGGUUUCCAAACACCAUGGGGCCGUGAGAUUGUCACUUCCCCAGAGCUCAGGGGCAGGCCCUGGGUGCUUUGGGCAAUACGGGUCUGUGUGUUUCAUGUCCCCGAUCCACAGAGGAGAUGGGUCGGUUAUAGCUCAAGCUGGAGCAUUGUGCUUUUAGUGCUGGAGGUCCCCAGAGCCAGGCCUGAUGGUGCUGUCCCACAACCCCCUCCCCCUUGGCGUGGUCACCAGCGGGGUUUGACCUGGGGCCGACAGCACCACAAUGCAGAUUCCUACCGCUUGAACUGGCAGUAGUAGUGGGUUGUUAUCCCCUAUAGGACCAGCCCACUAGAGGGGGCUGUGCUAAGAGCUCAGACAGCGUAUCACAGGAGCGCACUACAGGGGGUCAUGGCAGCUCUCAACACGUGGGAUAUGCCGGGGAGACUGUUCUCCCCCUCCCCGCUUGGGAGUGCGUGGAGCUGGUGCAGGAUAGACUGGCCUGCCUGGGGUAAACCAGAGUCAGGCCUUGGGGCUGAGAACUGGGAGAGCCAGCCCUGGGGCUGGGGGGAGGGGCACAUUUUGAUGCCAGUUUUUCUGGGCACCUGAAGGUGAAACCUUGGGGGGUUCUUUUGGGGGGGUUUAAAUGUGUCCUACGGAGCUUUGCAAUAACCCCCAGCGCCAGCCAGCUGUAGGGGACCAGCUCCGUCCCUUACGGCCUCAGGGUGGGCGAAUCCUCUGCCAGGCGUCCACAAGGGAAUGGAGUCCCGGUGGGGGCUAGACCCCCCGCAGAUCACAGGAGCCCCUUUCAUAAAUCCCAUUGCGGGGGCGGGGGCUGGUGGUGGGAGCUGCCACUGGGCAAACCGUCCCCUCACGAAGCUUUAGAUGGGGCAAGGGAGGGAUCUGGACACCUCUGUGUGAUGCCGGUCAUCCCCUAAUGCCAUCAGCCCCCAGGUAAUCUGGGACUUACCUUGGCACCGGCCGUCCAGCCCCGCAGCAGCCUCUCCUCCAUCUGCCUCUAGCUGGGGUUGCUCCCUCCCGCCACCAUCCUGCUCCAGCUCCGGUCUCCUCCCCGGGGCCGCAGCGCCUGCUGUCUCUUGUGCAGUGGUCGUUUUAGGAAUUCAGGAAGCACAAAGCUUUAGCCAUGGCCCCCACUCCACCCUGAGAGACUCCGGUCGCUUUCCCCAGAGUCAAACCUGCCCUCAGCCCAGCGGCGGGGUCAUGAUACACUAGGACACUUCGCACUUUAACCCCUUGAAAGCCAUUCCUUCCCGUCACAGCCAUCCUGCAACGGGCUGCUUCAGAGCACUCGACUGUCCCCCUCACCUCCGGACCCCCGCACGCCGCCCCCUGCGCUAGCCAAAGCAGUUACCGCCUCUGAGUUCGCAUACGCUGUGGUAGGUCAUAGGCCCCGGCGCUGACGUGUGCCCCUCUGUAAAUACCCUUGGCGUGAUGUGAACAAUGUUUGAUUU